Knipowitschia caucasica is the source of this 1935-nucleotide messenger RNA. The record is from the annotation of a GenBank genome assembly. Lineage: Eukaryota; Metazoa; Chordata; Actinopteri; Gobiiformes; Gobiidae.
AUGUCUCCUUUAAUGCUCCACGAUGUCGGAAGGAUCACUGCGGCACUUGGCCUGGACUUGGGAGCAGUCAGACCAGGGAAAGCGUCCUACAUCCCACCGAGCGUCCUACUGUACAUCCCACCGAGCGUCCUACAUCCCACCGAGCGUCCUACUGUACAUCCCACCGAGCGUCCUACAUCCCACCGAGCGUCCUACAUCCCACCGAGCGUCCACAUCCCACCGAGCGUCCACAUCCCACCGAGCGUCCUACUGUACAUCCCACCGAGCGUCCUACUGUACAUCCCACCGAGCGUCCUUCAUCCCACCGAGCGUCCUACUGUACAUCCCACCGAGCGUUCUACAUCCCACCGAGCGUCCUACUGUACAUCCCACCGAGCGUCCUACAUCCCACUGAGCGUCCACAUCCCACCGAGAGUCCACAUCCCACUGAGCGUCCUACAUCCCACCGAGCGUCCUACUGUACAUCCCACUGAGUGUCCUACAUCCCACCGAGCGUCCACAUCCCACCGAGCGUCCUACAUCCCACCGAGCGUCCUACUUUGGCUGCUGAUUACAGAGCACAUUAGCGCUGUCUGCCCGCGCCUCUCCGUUCCCUCGCCUCUCCAUUCCCGCGCCUCUCCGUUCCCGCGCCUCUCCGUUCCCGCGCCUCUCCGUUCCCGCGCCUCUCCGUUCCCGCGCCUCUCCGUUCCUGCGCCUCUCCGUUCCUGCGCCUCUCCGUUCCCGCGCCUCUCCGUUCCUGCGCCUCUCCGUUCCUGCGCCUCUCCAUUCCCUGGCCGUCUGCCCGCGCCUCUCCGUUUGCGCACCUCUCCGUUCUCUUGCCUCUCCGUUCCCACGCCUCUCCGUUCCCACGCCUCUCCGUUCGCGCACCUCUCCGUUCUCUCGCCUCUCCGUUCCCACGCCUCUCCGUUCUCUCACCUCUCCAUUCCCGCGCCUCUCCGUUCUCUCACCUCUCCAUUCCCUCGCCUCUCCAUUCUCUCGCCUCUCCGUUCUCUCGCCUCUCCGUUCUCUCGCCUCUCCGUUCGCGCACCUCUCCGUUCGCGCACCUCUCCGUUCUCUUGCCUCUCCGUUCCCACGCCUCUCCGUUCCCACGCCUCUCCGUUCUCUCACCUCUCCGUUCUCUCACCUCUCCGUUCCCUCGCCUCUCCAUUCCCUCGCCUCUCCAUUCUCUCGCCUCUCCGUUCCCACGCCUCUCCGUUCUCUCACCUCUCCAUUCCCGCGCCUCUCCGUUCUCUCACCUCUCCGUUCUCUCACCUCUCCAUUCCCUCGCCUCUCCAUUCCCUCGCCUCUCCAUUCUCUCGCCUCUCCGUUCCCACGCCUCUCCGUUCUCUCACCUCUCCAUUCCCGCGCCUCUCCAUUCCCUCACCUCUCCAUUCUCUCGCCUCUCCGUUCCCUCGCCUCUCCGUUCCUGCGCCUCUCCAUUCCCUCGCCGUCUGCCCGCGCCUCUCCGUUCGCGCACUUUUCCGUUCUCUCACCUCUCCGUUCUCUCGCCUCUCCAUUCCCACGCCUCUCCGUUCUCUCACCUCUCCAUUCCCGCGCCUCUCCGUUCGCGCACCUUUCCGUUCUCUCACCUCUCCGUUCUCUCACCUCUCCGUUCUCUCGCCUCUCCAUUCUCUCACCUCUCCGUUCUCUCGCCUCUCCAUUCUCUCACCUCUCCAUUCUCUCGCCUCUCCAUUCCCUCGCCUCUCCAUUCUCUCGCCUCUCCGUUCCCGCGCCUCUCCAUUCUCUCGCCUCUCCGUUCCCGCGCCUCCCCGUUCCCGCGGCUCUCCGUUCCUGCACUCCGUUCAACACCAGGCGGAGAGUUCCUCCUUCACCGUGACCUCGGUGCAGUCGCCGUCGACGCUGUCAGCUCCACUCUCUGAACUCAUCGCUCUGUGCGCCUCGUCUCGGACCAGAACCGCACCGAGAACACCCUCAUCUGGGAACGUCCUUCUCUGA